AUGAACAUUCCACUGGUUGACACUCCGUCCAGUUUGAUGCUGUCUUCCAAUAGAUAUUUCCACAGAGAUCAAGUUGAACUGGCUCUCCACAAUAUGCUGACCUUCAUGAAACUCAAGGUCAACACCAAGUUACCCUGGCAGGUUGCCGAAAGUUCACUCUUCAAAAUAAAAAUUUUAAUGUGUUUCAUGUGCGGUGACCCGUACAACAUGACCUUGCCUCUGGCUCCUCUACUCAACCACCAGUCAUGUCUCAUCUCCAAACACCAUCAACAAACGGUCAACUUGGAGGUUUAUUUAGAUGAGAACAAGCGCAAGGUGUCAGUCAGUUGCUGUUCAUAUCACGAGGCCAACAAGACCGUUACAUCCCUGUUCCAUGGCUGCAUACUUGUUUACAGUGUUCGCAGGCUCGCUUCACUAUCCAAUCUCAAGGCAUUCGCUUCCAAAACUCGGGUGAUGCCGAUAAAACUGUUAGCAGUGUUGGAGGGUGGUUCUCAAGGAAAUAUCAUCCACAAUAACAUCCUGAGCAACAGCAGCAAUGUAAUAACGCAUCAUCUACUGAACGAAGGCAAGUUAUUUGCAGAAAGCAUUAACGCCUCUUUCAUGACUACAUCGCCUAAUUUCCAACAGCAAAUAGGUUCCUACACUCCGUUCUUCAAGGAAUGUUGGGACCAGAGACGUACCACGGAGUUCAUGUACACUUCAUCUUCAUCUUCAUCAUCGCCUCUGAUGCAGCAGCAAGCCAACAAACACAAACGGCAUUCGAGCGUCAGUGAGAAGAUGAAGCACAGACCACCUGCAGCCCUGCCUCGCAGAAUCAUCAGCAACAUCAACAACACCAACAACAACAGUUUCAACAACAUCAUUAACAAAAUCAUCAACAACGGUACACACGUUUUAAACAGCAACAGUCUUGAUGUUAGAAGCAAUGAUAGCAGUAGUAGUGCCGAUGACUCAGACCCGUCCUGUCUGUACCACAUGAGUACGGAGACUGAUGCAGACCGAGGCAUGUCAUUCACAUCUCACCUGCACUCCCCGAACCCCGUCUUUGCUUCCUUACCUCAGGACGAUCUCUACAGCGAGAUCAACACACUCGAUACAGAUCAGCUCAUACAGCCAACCAGAUCCCUGCAUCACAGACACAAGAGAGAAAAAUCUUCCAACUGCACUGAACUUGAAAAUCAUGCUACAGUUGCCGUCAACGGAUUCAGACAGGAGUUUGCUGACCACGUUUAUUAUAACGCAGAUGUCAGUCUGCUGCAGGAAAACGUUCGUUACUGCAACAGCACCAUUUAUAUGAAUCUUUGUGAUAAGAAUCAUUCGUUUAAGCACAAUGAGCAGAAAAAUCGUCUUCACAAUCUCAACAAUCAGCACAAUCGCCAGUGCCAACCAAGAUACCAGUUUAGGAAGUCUAACAGCAUGAAGCUUGCAUUGGAUGAAGAUGAUGGAGGCAAUAUUUUUUGUUCUCUAUCUGUUAAUGUGUAA
Molecule: messenger RNA, 1482 nt
Organism: Helobdella robusta
Lineage: Eukaryota; Metazoa; Annelida; Clitellata; Rhynchobdellida; Glossiphoniidae
Exons: 6
Coding region: 1-1482 (493 amino acids)
Source: RefSeq, a predicted model, not a curated record